AUGUCCGACGAGGUCGAGAUAAAAACCUACUUCAAGCUGGUGGACGUGGUCAAGUGGAUCGGAAUAACGCAGUUCGAGAUGCUGGUAAACCUGCUGGCGUUCCUGGUGUUCAGCAUCAUCCUCACAGCGAAGGCCACCAUGGGAACGCUUCCAUCCAAGCCGGCCGGAACCGACGAAUGGUUGAUGAUCUUCUCGCCGCUGUUCUGUGGAGACUUCUUCAACGCCUACUUUUGCGUGAUCGUCGGCAUCCGGAUGUAUCUGGGCAACAAACAUCGGCAGGCCAUGCAUAGGCUAUCCUGGAGCAUCCAUUUCUUACUGUUGACGACCGGGUUCAAGUAUCUGGUAGUGAUGAAGUUGUCCGGCUUUAGCGGGCUCGAGUAUAGCGAGGUGUUUUCACCGAUUUUUGUGCUUCUGCAACUGAUUGCCGUUAAGGCGUGUCAGUUCAAGCAGCAGUCUUGA
Aedes albopictus (Asian tiger mosquito) is the source of this 459-nucleotide messenger RNA. Its product is annotated as transmembrane protein 203. The record is from RefSeq and is a predicted model, not a curated record. NCBI's taxonomy places the organism in Eukaryota, Metazoa, Arthropoda, Insecta, Diptera, Culicidae. Gene Ontology annotation, biological process: intracellular calcium ion homeostasis. Bases 1 to 459 code for a protein of 152 amino acids. The transcript has a single exon. Gene Ontology annotation, cellular component: endoplasmic reticulum.